AAUACAGAACUAUUAGACGAAGUAGACAAGAAAAGAGUUUAUGUUGUUUGACCAGUUUAUUACGAACAUAACACGAUCUAUACAUUUUAUAUUGAAGUCGAAGCACUCCUAUUUUUAAGAGAGACUGGUAAUGCAAAUUGUUUGACCCGACAAGAUCCAGAAUGAGACGGCGAACACAAGCCUGCGCGAAGGUAACAGACUCGAGUGAACCUGGAGUAUCAGCCCAGCUCAGGCACCUUGGCAGAAUGGAUCCAGAGAGGCGCAGUCACCAGAGGGAGUAUGGAGAACCAGAGAGGCGCAGUCACCAGAGGGAGUAUGAAGAUCCAGAGAGGCGCAGUCACCAGAGGGAGUAUGGAGAACCAGAGAGGCGCAGUCACCAGAGGGAGUAUGAAGAUCCAGAGAGGCGCAGGCACCAGAGGGAGUAUGGAGAUCCAGAGCGGCGCAGUCACCAGAGGGAGUAUGGAGAACCAGAGAGGCGCAGUCACCAGAGGGAGUAUGGAGAACCAGAGAGGCGCAGUCACCAGAGGGAGUAUGGAGAACCAGAGAGGCGCAUUCCCCAGAGGGAGUAUGUAGAACCAGAGAGGCGCAUUCCCCAGAGGGAGUAUGUAGAACCAGAGAGGCGCAUUCCCCAGAGGGAGUAUGGAGAACCAGAGAGGCGCAUUCCCCAGAGGGAGUAUGGAGAACCAGAGAGGCGCAUUCCCCAGAGGGAGUAUGGAGAACCAGAGAGGCGCAUUCCCCAGAGGGAGUAUGGAGAACCAGAGAGGCGCAUUCCCCAGAGGGAGUAUGGAGAACCAGAGAGGCGCAUUCCCCAGAGGGAGUAUGGAGAACCAGAGAGGCGCAUUCCCCAGAGGGAGUAUGGAGAACCAGAGAGGCGCAUUCCCCAGAGGGAGUAUGGAGAACCAGAGAGGCGCAUUCCCCAGAGGGAGUAUGGAGAACCAGAGAGGCGCAUUCCCCAGAGGGAGUAUGGAGAACCAGAGAGGCGCAUUCCCCAGAGGGAGUAUGGAGAACCAGAGAGGCGCAUUCCCCAGAGGGAGUAUGAAGAACCAGAGAGGCGCAUUCCCCAGAGGGAGUAUGGAGAACCAGAGAGGCGCAGUCACCAGAGGGAGUAUGGAGAACCAGAGAGGCGCAGUCACCAGAGGGAGUAUGGAGAACCAGAGAGGCGCAGUCACCAGAGGGAGUAUGGAGAACCAGAGAGGCGCAGUCGGCGGAGGGAGUAUGGAGAACCAGAGAGGUGCAGUCGGCGGAGGGAGUACGGAGAACUGAGCUCAGGACAAUGGAAGGAUAGCCUUAAGAGAGACAACGGCCAGGCUAUGGCCAGAGAGCUCUACAGUGAAUACUCCAGCAUGAGGAGGACUAGAGAAGGUUGGGGGGACUAUGGCGCUUCCUCUGAUAUGAGCUACAUAAUGGACCCAUCGUCCAGAGACUGGAGCGAAGGCUCAUUGAGGGGUAGUGGUGCUCCCUUCUCCCCAGACACAGAUGGGGAUGUUGAUGGAGAUCCUGUGGAGCUCAGUGUGGAGGACCUGGAGCUCAUAGAGGAGAAGAGAGCUGUUCUCGCUUUGCAAAAGGUUAAACGCGGAGCUAAGGACAUGCCUAAAACACAGACUGCAUACACAACAGCGAAGGGCAUGUCUAAACCGAGGAAGGCGAACAAUAGAACAUUCAACAGUAAUGUCGCGGACCAGUCGUCACGCGUAUGCCUACCUCUUAAACGGAGGGUGCUGGACAUUCUGAGUAAGGAUACCCCUGCCAAGCUGAAGAAACAAAACAAGAUGCAAGCAUUGGAUCUGAUGAUUAGAGCUCCCCUAGAAAAUGAAGAGGCCCGUCCUCUGAGACUGAGGGUUUUAAUGAACCAGCGACGCUAUCCCGACAAUGAGGUGGUCCCGAAUGAUAAACGGCAAAUUCAGAGGCCAGUUCAUUCACUCAGGACACAGGAGAAAGACAUAGCAGCCACAGGCUUCCAGCGCUUCCUCAAUGUCCUCAAUGAAGGGGUGGACCUCAACAAGCUCUCAAAGAUCGUCAACAACAAAAAUGGGUUACUCAUUGUGGGCGAGGAGCUACCACAAGUUUGGCCGACUCUGCCCGAGGGUCAUGUUGACUCCAGCAGUAGAUCCAAGUCUUCUCUAGUUGUGGAGAAGACGAAGGUGAGGCUUGAGGAUGAGCAGAGGCACGAGCAGAUGCAGACCCUGCUGGAGAUCGUUGGGCUGGACUUGGGGGUUGAGGAGUUGGGUCAGCUGACAGACCGGACCAAUGACAGGCUGUAUGGGAAGAUGGGAGACUUGAAAAGGAAGGAGUUCGAGAAUGAGAAGGGGAAAAGAGAAAAAGGAAAGCGAGCCUUCAUUUAAACAUCUUAGUACUUCCUCAUUACCAUCAGACAGCGCCAGCCCCCUUCUAAACCAGCACUCAAACAUGACCGUUGAAUACAGCAGCUCUAGUAACAGGGUAUGGGACAUAGAGAGACACAGGGAGAGAUCUGAGGGACUACCAGCGACACUCUGGCGCCAGAGACAAGGACAGAGGGAGGGAGAAGGAUAUAGUCAGAGAAAUGGACAGAUCUGAAAGAGAUGGAGAGAGAGAUGGUCACAGACACUCUAGUACCAGAGAUUGGGACGGAGAGUGAGACGAGGACAGAGUCAGAAAAGGGGACACUCCUGCGAGAGAGAGAUACGGGCAAAGAUGCUCUCGUACCAGAGAGAAGGACCGAGUCAGAGAAAGGGACAGAUCUGAGAGAGACUGAAAGGGAGACGGACACAGACACUCCAGUACCAGAGAGAGACAAGGACAUACCGGUAGUCAGAGAAACGAACAGAUCAGAAAGGAACAGAGAUAAAGACAGGGACAAAGACCCAGAGAAAGACUGGGACAGAGGCCAAGAGGGAGACCGGGACAGAGACCCAGAGAAAGACUGUGACGGAGGCCGAGAGAGAGACCGGGGCAGAUCUGAGAAAGACAGAAACCGAGAGAUAGACAGGAGGCUGCAAAGGACCAGAGACAAACGUUCUGGGACCAGAAACUGGGACCAGAAACUGGGACACCGACAGCAACUGCCACACUAUUACUAGAGACUGGGACAUAGAGAGAUCUGAAAGGGUUAGGCAUGGGGAUGAGUCUAUAGACCGCUCCAUUGAACUCUACUCAUACUCCAUGGACCCUAUAUACCCUGUUUCUCAUCCUCCUCAUGCAUCUAUGAUGGCCUACUCCCCCACCCAGUACUCUCUGUAGAUGGCAUACCACAGCAGCCCCUACACCAUUGCCUUCCCUCCAGGGAGGGGUUAUCCCCCUGGUACCAUGCCCCCUGAUAUCAUGCUUCCUGGUAUUAUGUCCCCUGGUACCAUGCUUCCUGGAAUCAUGCCUGCUGGUGCCAUGCUGCCUGGUAACAAGCCCCUCCUACCUAACCCCCCCUCCAGCUCUCAUCUACCCAGCCUGCUACUAGCUACCUCCAGCUCUCAUCUACCCAGCCUGCUACUAGCAACCUCCAGCUCUCAUCUACCCAGCCUGCUAGCAACCUCCAGCUCACAUCUACCCAGCCUGCUAGCAACCUCCAACUCACAUCUACCCAGCCUGCUAGCAACCUCCAGCUCACAUCUACCCAGCCUGCUAGCAACCUCCAGCGCACAUCUACCCAGCCUUCUAGCAUACUCCAGCUCUCAUCUACCCAGCCUGCUACUAGCAACCAGCUUGCUACUAGCAACCUCCAGCUCUCAUCUACCCAGCCUGCUAGCAACCUCCAGCUCACAUCUACCCAGCCUGCUAGCAACCUCCAGCUCACAUCUACCCAGCCUGCUAGCAACCUCCAGCUCACAUCUACCCAGCCUGCUACUAGCAACCUCCAGCUCACAUCUUCCCAGCCUGCCAGCACUCCAGCGGUCUUAAGUCAGAGAUGCACAUACAUCCAACCUGCUCGCAACCACCAUCUCACAUACACCCAGCCCACUAGCAACCACAAGGAAAAGAGACAGAAGCAUGCAGAAGCCAUAGUGAAAGUGUCCUGUCAGAUGGUGACAAAGAAGUCCCCCGCGGUAUUGAUCACUCGGAUAGCGACAAAGGAGUCCCCCUCUGAAACAGGGCCUAAGAAAGAACUAGAAGGCGAGGAACCACAUGCUGACGCUGCAGAGAAAGUGCCUCAGGUGACUGCAAUGGACUCUGCGGUCCCCUCUGAAUAAAAUCUGAUAAAAGUGUUGUAUCCAGGUGUCUUCAUGAGGAUUCUAACCGGAUGUCUAAAGAGGCAUCAGUACAAGAUGAAGGGGAAGCGUCUUGCAAAGAGGAGGAAAAAGGCUUGCCAGUACAAAGGGAAGACACCACUUGUACACACUAAGGAGAGCCUCCUCUAGAGGCUGCACAGGACUCUGGGGACCCCUCUGAGCCAAAGCCCAAGAAAAAUAACAAAUAAACAGUAGAGGUAAAAGGAGAGAGAUUCAUAACGGUACACAGAACCUAUUUGACAAGGGGGAAACUGUCAAAGGCGAAAGCGGAUGCUAAAGGCACUGAGGCCAAUUCUGAACCAGCACCCAAGAUGGAAGGGGAUGGAGGAAUGACAAGAAGGGAAGGAAAUGCUUGCAGACACAAUAGAGAAAGUAGUUCCUCAGUUGAUUACAAAUGACUCUUGGCUUCCCUCUGAACCAGGGCCCAACAAAAAAAACAGAAAGAGGAGAAACUGUUUGCAGAUCAUAUGGAGAAAGUGUCUGCAAAGAGCCCUCAGGCCCUCUUGGAACCAAAGGCCGAGAAGGAGAGGACGACGCAAUUAAAGAUGGCGAGAAACUGCUCGCAGACCUUGUGGAGAAUGCGGCUAUAAUGGGCCCUGGCUUUCUCUCUGAACCAGAGGCUGAGAAAGAGACGAGGGGAGAAACAACAAGUUCUCCCUUGGUUAUCUGAAAUACCCAUGUUUUCACUAAGAUGAGGUUAUGUUGACCUUUUAUCUACCUAUGACUUGGCGUUCACCAUUCAACCACAUUUUGUCCUUGUUAUGGCAAAGCCUUUUAAUGACAUUGAAUUUCUUAAAUGUUCCUCAACAUGAAGUGUUCAAGCUGAAGAUAGGCGUGCCUAACAUAGCGUCAAAGGAUGGCUAGCUGUUGUAAGUAAAAGCACCAGAAAUACUUUGGUUUCAAGGGAACAUGAUUGUAUUAUAUCAUAGCAAGUCGUUCAUCUCAACUCUUUUCUGCAGAUCUUCACUGGGUGUCAUGAGCUCAUCUCCCACUAGAAUAGAACCUGCUGCUGACCCAUCCAAACCCUAUGGACAUCAGUUGGCUUACAUUGUUACCUAUCAACCAUUUUAUAGAUUUGUAAUGACACUAACAAAGGAUUUGUUAAAGUUGCUCCUGGUCCUUAAGUGCUUCACAUUGAAGUUAUUUUCAGUGUCAUUUAUUGGUAUUGUGUGUAUGUGGUAGGACCUAGGCCGCUCAUAUAUGCUAAGUAUCGUCUACUGACGAUAGUAUCUUCUGGCCGGGGGAGUUUUAUAAAGACCCCAGACACUUGCACUAAAUGUUAACAUGCAUCAUUUCACACAUCGUUUGCGGUACGAUUUUGGAAACAUAAACGCCUGUUUAUUGGGUUAGGGUUCCCACACGGCCAUAUUUCCAUGUUCCAGUGCUGGUUUACGGAAAACGUACAGAGACAGUUGACUACCUGUGCUAAUUAGCGAUCUGCGUCUCCAAAAACCUGUAUAGAAACGGAAGAUGGACACCACAAACUCAUCAACGAAAAAUACUGUCGGCUGCAACUGUUAAAACCAGUUUUAUAAACUGGGUGGUUUGAGGCCUGAUUUCUGAUUGGCUGAAAGCCAUGGUAUAUCAGACCGUAUACCACAGGUAUGACUAAACAUUUAGUUUUACGGCUCUAAUUACGUUGGUAACCAGUUUAUAAUAGCAAUAAGGCUCCUCUGGGGUUUGGGAUUAUGACCAAUACCACUGCCAAGGGCUGUGUCCAGGCACUCUGCUACCCUCCUCAGGCACUCUGUGUUGCAUCGUACAUAAGAAAAUACCUUAGCUGUGGUAUAUUGACCAUAUACCACUCUUCCUCUGGCCUUAUUGCUUUUAUAACACUGGAGUAAAUGUAUAUUUUGCAUAUGAAAGUAGAUGGCUUUAUGUUUCUAGAACGUUACCUCAAUUUAGAUGGAGUAUUUGGCUGCCAGAGACAAUUCGCCUGUUUAUAAACCAAAUAAGGGUGUGGAGUUUACUUGGUCUGGUCAGGAAAAACUCCUGGCCCUGGACAUUAGUACAUGUGUAUCAAUGCGAUGAGAAGACUAGCGGCGGAAUUAUGUUUGUAAGUUGUCAUGCCAUGCCUGUCAUAGCUAAAAGAACUGCUAAUGUUUCAUUCCUCAGUUUGGUCAGCCCACCGAUUUCUAUGGAUCAUCUUUCACUUUGUAAAUAUGUAAUUGAAUAAAAUAUUCUGUCUAUUGUAA
Molecule: messenger RNA, 6394 nt
Organism: Oncorhynchus kisutch (coho salmon)
Lineage: Eukaryota; Metazoa; Chordata; Actinopteri; Salmoniformes; Salmonidae
Product: repetin
Exons: 4
Coding region: 162-2342 (726 amino acids)
Cellular component (GO): cornified envelope
Source: RefSeq, a predicted model, not a curated record